Molecule: messenger RNA, 4971 nt
Organism: Triticum urartu
Lineage: Eukaryota; Viridiplantae; Streptophyta; Magnoliopsida; Poales; Poaceae
Source: RefSeq, a predicted model, not a curated record
AUGCUUGACUAUGCGUUCAACAAGGGUCAUCGUGCCCGUUUCAUAGAGAACAGAGUGAUGCUCCCGCCACUGCGCAUGAGGGGUCAUGCGAAUGCCGUGAAAAUGGAGUACGACGAGCGCUACGCGUCGUACUUCAGGAGAGCCCGAUUGCUUGGUUUCGUCCUGCAGUUCAAGCGUCAGCCGCCGACGCUCGUCCACGCAGCUCUCACGACUUUGAUUGACCGGUGGCGACCCGAGACGCAUAGUUUCCAUCUCCCAUGCGGGGAGAUGACAGUGACCCUUGAGGAUUGUGGGAUGAUUAUGACCCUACCGAUCGAGGGUCAUGCACUCACCGGGCGAGUGGAGAUGACCAACUGCAGCAGAGGGUUACCACCCUCAUCGGCGACUGCCCCGACGCUAAGGCUUGACGAGGCAACCAAGAGGACGGAAGAUACUUCUGGUAUGGGUGGAUAUGUGUGGGCCCUCUCCAUUUGGAUGUGGGAGCGGCUGCCGGUGGGGGCGUCCGGAGAAGUUAAGAAGAGGUCCAUGGGAUGCGUAAACUGGUGGCCGUAUCAUGACCAAGAGUGGGGGUUCGAGCUGAACGUGAUGUGCGAGGAGGACAACGAUCUUUGGCGAUGCAUGGUGCCCAUGCUAUGUGUGUGCGCCGUCGAGUGGCACUUGCCACACCGCGUGGCCGCGCAGUUUGGGAUCUACCAGCAUACACCACCGGGCAUGUCGAACGAUACCGGUGGCCACGAACUCCACUUGAUGAGCCGGAAGAAAAAUCAGUCGAUCACAGAUUGGGGAGCGCAGCAUAAAACUUUUGUGACGGAGUGGAACCGGCGCAGGUGGCGUAAAGAUGUGGAGAGGCGAGUGCUUGACUGGGGUGAUAACGCCCAACACAUGAGGUGGUACGACGAUGGCCAGAAGCACCGUCUUCGUCUCAGGCCUCGGUGGAUGACAGAAGAUAUCGCGCAGCUGGAGGAGGAUGCCCCCGAGGAAGAGGCCUACCAGUCCGGCGGGCUGAACAGAUGCAUCUUUGAUGGCUCGGAUGCACUAGGUCAUGCCCCCGGGAACGGAGAUUCUGAGAACAACAUGAGGGAGACGAUGAGGAAGUUCGUGAAGCGUUGCCACAAGCUGGGUAACGUCGCUUCAUCGAGCCAUGCUGCCUCGUCGUCUAGGUUGGUUGAGGAGGAGGAGGAGGAAGAGGAGGAGGAGGCCCAUGAAGAAGAAGAUGGGGAGGAGAGAAAUGGGGAGGAGGAGUACAAUGAAGAUUACAGACCUCCAUCAACUCAAGCAUCUCAGCUUCCGAAGAGGAAUAAGCCAAAGAAGGAUUGGCAGAGUCCAUCCCCAUUCCAAAAACCGAUUUCUCGAGAAGGGCGCAAGAAGAAGCCAGACGAGAAUCGUUCAAAGAACAAUAAGGACCAAACUGGGCCAGAUCGCGAAAUUCUUUUUGAUAAAAGGGUCAAAACCCGAAAUUCAGCCUCUUACCGGUUCCGACGCCCUACCCACUCUCUCCAGAUCUCGCUCGUCUCCCCUGGUCCCGCCUCGCCGUCGGUAACGAUGAACCGCCACCGCCGUGGCAACUUCGACGGCCUCCCGAUUCCGGCCGACAAAUCUUACCUGAAGGAAGGGCUGUCGCGGAUCGACGAGGGAUGGGCCGCGGCGCGGUUCGACUCGCUGCCGCACGUCGUGCACAUCCUCACCUCGAAGGACCGCGAUGGCGAGAUCCAGUUCCUCAAGGAGCAGAGCGACCUCAUCGAGGACGUCGUUGACGAGGUCGUCCACGCGUACCACCAUGGUUUCAACAAGGCCAUCCAGAACUACUCCCAGAUCCUGCGGCUGUUCAGCGAGUCCGCCGAGAGCAUCACCGGCCUCAAGGGGGAGAUGUCAGAGGCCAAAAAGCUGCUUGGGAGGAAGAAUCAGCACCUUGGGCAGCUAUGGUACAGGUCCCUCACGCUGCGCCACGUGAUCUCCCUGCUGGAUCAGGUUGAGGAUGUUGCCAAGGUUCCUGCUCGGAUUGAAAACUUGAUGGCAGAGAAGCAGCUAUACGCCGCAGUGCAGUUGCAUGUUCAGUCAAUGCUGAUGCUAGAGCGGGAAGGCCUUCAAGCGGUAGGUGCUCUUCAAGAUGUUCGAUCUGAUCUAACAAAGCUGCGUGGUGCACUGUUCUACAAAAUUUUGGAAGAGCUGCAUUGCCACCUAUACAACAAUGGUGAAUAUAGCUUGGUGACUUUAAGCAUGGUUGACAGUGAGGACAUACCAACUUCUGGAGCCACUGGUCGCUUAGUAAACAGCAUGCAGCCUCUGUCCAGGAGAACAAUGUCUAUUAAAGGUGAAAAUCACUUUAGUGGACCAGCUACUGCAGAUGGGAUAACAAAAACUAGUUCUGUUGGAUGUUCUUCAUUUGAUGGCCCAGACGAUGAUAGUAGCUUAGGUGGUGGGUGUGGUCGGAAGGAUUCCAAAAGUUUCUCUUGUGAAAUUCCGAUUUUCCUUUCUUGCGCUACACCAGACGAGUUCCUUGAAUCAAUGAGAAAGGCAGAUGCUCCCCUCAAUGUGAAAUACUUAAGAACAUUGGUGCAAUGCUUAUCCAUGCUUCAAAAGGUUGCAGCUGCUGGAGCUGUGAUAUGCCAAAGAGUUCGCCCGACAAUUCAUGAUGUUAUCACUUCAAAGAUUAAAUCAUAUGCUAGAGAGGCUUCAAAGUCCAAUAUAGAUAAAGUUGCAAAAAGAACGGCAUCGGAUGUGUCACAUUCACAUGGAGCUGUCACCCGUUACCAACUACCUAAACAGAAAAAGAAGAAUGAGGCAUCGACAUUGGCAACACAACUUGUUGCUAGUCCCAUCUCUCCAGUUAUGGCACCCACAGGAGAUGCUCAGCAUGCAGCUAGUCAGCUUCUUGGUUCAAUAUUUGAGUGUCUAGUAGGCAUACUUGAGAACCAUAUUACUGUUGGAGAGCUUCUUGAACAAAAAUCAUCAACUGACGUUGACAGUGUAAACACACCUCAUGUGGCAAAUGGGGACACAAGCUGGAAUCCAGAUUCUGAAUACUCCCAACCUACUGGUGGUUUUAGUGUUGCAUUCUCUCUGUCAGUUGUUCAGAGCGAGUGCCAGCAACUUCUGUGUGAAAUUUUGCGGGCAACUCCAGAAGCUGCUACUGCAGAUGCAGCUGUUCAAACAGCUAGGCUUGCAAAUAAGGACCCAGUGAAGGAAAAGAGGGAUGGAUCAGAAGGCCUUUCUUUUGCUUUUCGCGUUACAGAUGCAGCAAUCUCUGCGCAAAAUGAAGGUCAAGGAUGGAGAAGAAACCCAGCUGUACCCCAAGAAGGGUAUGGAACAGCAAGCAUCAUACCUGAUCAAGGGAUUUUCCUAGCUGCAUCAGUUUACCGUCCUGUCUUUGAGUUUAUGAAUAAAAUAGGAUUGAUGCUUCCUCGAAAGUAUUCACAACUUGGGAAUGAUGGCUUAUUGGCUUUUGUGAACAACUUCUUGAAGGAGCACUUCUUGCCAGCAAUAUUUGUAGACUAUAGAAAAUGUGUUCAGCAGGCUAUAUCUAGUCCAGCAGCAUUUAGACCACGUGUAAAUGCAACCUCAGUAUAUAGCUCACUAGUGGAGAAUGGCCGCCCUGUACUACAAGGGCUUCUGGCUGUUGAUAUAAUUGCCAAAGAGGUUCUUGGUUGGGUUCAAUUGAUGCCGAUCUAUGCUGCUGAGCUUGUUGAGUAUGUUCGCACCUUUCUGGAACGUACACACGAAAGAUGCCGUGCAUCAUAUAUGGAGGCUGUUCUUGAGAAACAAAGUUAUAUUCUCCUCUCACGGAGUGAUGUUGAAAGUUUAAUGCGCCUGGACCCUGCAAAUGCUUCUUUGCAAAAGUCUUUCGGUCAACUUGAUAACGACAUUCCAGAUGCAGGAAUUGAAGUGGAGAUUGAACUAAGUGACCUCCUAUUGGAUAUGUGCCCGAUAAAACAGGAAAACUUGAUCCAUGAUGACCAGAAAUUGAUAUUGCUGGCAUCUCUUAGCGACUCCUUAGAAUAUUUAGCAGAUUCAGUUGAAAGGCUUGGUGAGUCAUUUAUAAGUCCAUCCACCAUCUCAGAAAACAAAAGUGACAUACACCAAAGUCACCAUACUCGCACAACUAGUGCAAUUCCGAAAAGCCUUGCGUCUCUUGCUAAUGAGUACAGAAGGCUAGCAACCGAUUGUGUUAGAGUCUUGAGAUUGGAAAUGCAGUUGGAGACAAUAUAUCACAUGCAGGAAAUGACAAAAAGAGAAUAUGUAGAAGAUCAAGACGCUGAAGAUCCUGAUGACUUCAUCAUCUCUCUUACAACUCAGAUUGCACGUAGGGAUGAAGAAAUGGCUCCUUACAUCGCAGAAUCGAAAAGGAACUAUGUAUUUGGUGGGAUUUCUAGUGUUGCUGCUAAUGCAUCAAUAAAGGCACUCGCACUAAUGAAGUCCAUCAACCUGUUGGGAGUUCAACAAAUAUGCAGAAACUCGAUAGCACUAGAACAGGCACUUGCAGCCAUACCUUCCAUUGAUAGUGAGGCAGUCCAACAGAGAUUAGAUCGUGUUCGGACAUUCUAUGAGCUACUAAACCUGCCUUUCGAGUCUUUGCUUGGGUUCAUUGCUGAACAGGAAUAUUUUUUUUCUGCAAAAGAAUACUUGAGCAUACUAAAGGUCAAUGUACCUGGUAGAGAGAUACCAAUGGAUGCUGAACGACGUAUCUCACAGAUUUUGAGUCAUUAAAUUGAAUUGGGCAAGAUGAUUUUAGCUGUAAGUGGUGGCAGAUGUCUCACUGUAUCUUUCUCGGCUUUCUUUGUAGCUGUAGUUAAUUUUGUUAUUUCUGUUUGGUUUUUUUCUUUUGAUGUCUACAGUGUAGGUAAUGUGUUAUUUGUUGUCUCAUUCACUGUAAAUUUGUAGUGCUUUGACUGGAAUGCUCAUUCUUGAUUGUUGUAAAUGUGUAAUCUUUUGGACGUAAUUUUAAUAAAAUUCUCAGAUUCAUGUGUUCCGUUA